This is a messenger RNA of Leptinotarsa decemlineata (Colorado potato beetle), 680 nucleotides long. RefSeq names its product uroporphyrinogen decarboxylase-like. The record is from RefSeq and is a predicted model, not a curated record. Lineage: Eukaryota; Metazoa; Arthropoda; Insecta; Coleoptera; Chrysomelidae.
AGUGGACACUCAUGGGAUAUAUGAUUGAAGGUGGUGGCUCCAAGACACUAAGCAAAGCCAAAAAGUGGUUGUACAUGCAUCCAGAAAUAUCACAUCAACUCUUGAAUCUGUUGACAGAGGUUAUAAUUGAUUAUUUGGUAAUGCAGAUAGAGGCUGGAGCACAGAUUGUACAACUUUUUGACAGCAAUGCGGAAUAUUUAAAUAAAAAUUUGUAUAUCAAAUUUGGUUUGCCUUACCUGAAGAAGAUAUCUGAAGGAAUCAGGACAAAACUGAAGACACUGAACGUAGAACUAGUACCCCUGGUACUAUUUUCCAAGGGAGCCCACUUUUGUUUUGAAGACUUGGCUGAUUUGGGCUAUGAUGUCUUGGGAGCUGACUGGACAAUGACCCCUCAGUUUGUAAGAUCAACUUUGAAAAAUAAGAAUAUCACUGUGCAAGGUAAUCUCGAUCCGUGUGCCCUUUAUUCCCCUAAGGAAGAACUGACAAAAAUGGUCACAAAUAUGAUUGAAGCAUUUGGAACUGAACGUUACAUUGUCAAUUUGGGACAUGGUAUUUAUCCCGAUGUUCCUGUGAAUGCCGUUGAAACACUGAUAAAAGCUGUUCAUGAUGUUCCUAUUUAGAAUAUUUUUGAUGAUUUGUGCAUUUCAAUAUUAUGAAUAGAUACUUCUUUAUAUUUUUCA